GUUGACUGAGACGCCCGUUUCCUUCUCCGCCAUCGCAAUCGAUCGACGCACGCGCAACUCUUCGCACGUCGCUAAACUUUAGAGCGGCCUGAAUGCAAUCCUGUGAUAUAUUUUGAAUAUAAAAAUUAUAAAUAAAUAUUCUCUAAUAUUUUACAGCGAUAACAAUAAUAUGUUUGUUGAAUGUUAAAAUCAAAUGAACAAUAUAGUGAAAAAACGUUCUCAACAUGACGUUGCGGGUUGAAGGACUCGGAGAAAAGAUCGUAAAUGUGGAACCAUGUAAGUGCAACAAAACGUACGGAUCUGAUAUAGCGAAAGCUGAAACGAAGUUCAGCAAUCGGAUAAAGAAAUUUAUCAAAGAAUCUUGGGCGUUUAGAUCGAAAAUAACGGUAGAGCCAUUUGUUAUUUGUUACGUACUACCUAGUGUACUUGCUGGGUUAGCUGUGCAAAAUUUGUGUCUUGAGAAAUCAUGUCUCGUGAAUUUACAAUACGACGAGGUAACAUGCACACAUAUAAUGGAAGGACAUACACACAAUUAUACAGAACAAGAGAGAAAAGUACAAACCAUGGUUGCAGGGAUGACUGCCUGGAGUUUUCCAUUACAAACUGCUUUACCUGGAAUAUUGACACUUUUUGUUGGCGCGUGGAGUGAUCGCACAGGGAAUAGAAAGGCAUUUUUAGUACUGCCGAUACUUGGGAAACUGAUAUCGGUUAUUGGUAUCAUACUGACGACAGUGUUCUUCCUGCAGAUAGGUUUAAACGAGACCGCCCUCAUCGAAGGAUUGCCUCCAGCUUUAGCUGGUGGACGAGUGGCAAUGACAAUGGCUGUUUACAGUUACAUCACAGAUAUCACAAGUGAUGCUGAACGGACUUACCGUUUAGGGAUAAUAACAUCAAUUUUAACGCUAAGCAGGCCUAUAGGGCUCGCUCUUAGUGGAAUUAUGACUAAGCGUUUCGGGUAUUACGGUGUGUUUACAGUUGCUUGCGCAUUCUAUUUAACCGGCUUUGUUUAUAUCGUUUUAAGACUGAAAGAAAAGAACAAAAAGAAAAUCGAGGGUGAAAAUAAUAGUAUAUUAUCAGUGUUCUCGGCACAGGAUUUAGUGGCUACUGUAAAUGUUGCAUUCAAACCGCGGAAAGAGAAGAAACGUAUGCAGAUAAUACUAAUAAUGUUUGCAUACAUGUUCAUCGUUGGACCAGUCUUAGGUGAGGCGCAGAUGACAUACUGGUUCACUCGCUACAAGUUCCAUUUCACCGAAGUUGACUACAGCUUAUUCCUCACGUACUCCGUGCUUGUUGGAAGUGUCGGUUCAUUCGUAACCAUAUAUCUCUUCGUCAAGAGAUGGCAGAUAGACGACAGCGUGGUCGGUGUCAUAGCGUGCUUGAGCAGAAUAGCUGCAAGUGUUGUCUAUGCAUUGGCACCAAACCGCACCAUUUACUUCAUUGGACCAGUGUUGGAUAUGUUUAGUUCAGCUGGAUCUACCUCACUAAGAUCGAUAGCAACAAAACUCGUGGAUGGAGAUGACUAUCUCAUUUGUAAAACAAGCUCUCUUAUAAGCAUAUCAGAAGCGUUGGUACCUGUGAUCUACUCUCCUGUGUACAGCAAAGUGUACCUUACUACUUUAUCGACUUUCGCAGGCGCAUUCUACCUCAUUAGCGCUGCGUUAGCUGUUCCUGCCAUAGUUAUUUUAAUAAUACUCCAUUUACAAUCUCGCAAAAAGACCCCGCCUCCAACACCGGAGAAGAAACCGAAGGAGAAUGAAAUUACUCGUUUUUAAAAAAUCCUAUUUAUUGUUAAGUAUUAUAUACGUUGUUAGAUAUACUUAUAGAAAUAUUUUAAUUAAAUUAAAAUUUGUAUUGAAGCGUGUGUUUUUUUGUACAAAUUUCUAAAUAAUAUAGAGAUAUAACAAACAUUUUUAUAAAAAUUUUUGGAUACCUACUUAAAGUAAGCUGAAAUCUAUUUAGAUAUACUUAUAGGUAGUAAGUAAUACAUUAAUGUUAUAUUAUUAUAUAAUAGAUAGGGACCCACUGUAAAUGAAU
Achroia grisella is the source of this 2034-nucleotide messenger RNA. Its product is annotated as proton-coupled folate transporter-like. Gene Ontology annotation, cellular component: membrane. Gene Ontology annotation, molecular function: transmembrane transporter activity. The record is from RefSeq and is a predicted model, not a curated record. NCBI's taxonomy places the organism in Eukaryota, Metazoa, Arthropoda, Insecta, Lepidoptera, Pyralidae. Bases 225 to 1772 code for a protein of 515 amino acids. The transcript has 5 exons. Gene Ontology annotation, biological process: transmembrane transport.